UUCUGGUUGCUAUUCAUGUCAUUUUUAUCCUUUUGUACCAAGAAAUAUGGUUUAUUUUAAGUAAAGUAAAAAUAAUGCCUGAGUAUUAAAGAGAGACAUUUGUGCCGUUUAUAAAUGCUUUUUUUCUAUUUGCUUUGGAUAAGCGUAGGCCCAGUUUGUCAUCAACUGGACCAGUAGCCGGAUGGACAGAUUAGACUAGGUCAGCAUUGACUGUUAGAAGACUGGAGUGAGUCUAUUCAUGACUGUAAGCUACAUGUAGUUCACUGUAUUCCUGCACACCAAGAUGAGUCUCAACAUUGUGUUUGAGGGUGUCUGUGUAACUAAGGGAGAUAAGAAUGUGCUCACUGAGGUUUAUGGAGCGGUUCAACCUGGACAGAUCAUGGCUGUCAUGGGACCAAGUGGAGGUGGGAAGACAACUCUUAUGAAUUGUUUAUCAGGAAGAGCACCAGUUACAUCAGGGACAAUAACUCUGAAUGGACAAACUCUGAACAAACAGUUGAGCAGAAAAAUUUGCUAUGUUCUCCAGCAAGAUGCCUUCUUUCCAAACUUGACUCUCUUGGAAACAUUGAUGUUUACAGCAAUGAUCAGGUUGCCAGAUGGGAUGCCAGUGCAGGAGAAAGUUGACAAGUUACAGGCACUGAUCGAUGCCUUAGAUCUACGCAGAUGUGUAAAUACAGUUAUGGGAGGUAUGUGGAAGCCUGGACUGUCAGGUGGUGAGACCAAGCGAGCCAGCAUUGCCUGUGAGCUCAUCACAGAUCCUACAAUUAUUCUGCUUGAUGAACCAACGUCAGGUUUAGAUUACAAGACAGCAUUUAGUUUGAUACGUACAUUGAAGAAUUAUGCCAGUGAUCAUGGGAAGACAGUGAUAUCAACUUUACAUCAACCUUCUAGUCAGAUGUUCCACAUGUUUGAUCUACUACUGCUCAUGUGUGAGGGACAUAGUGUGUAUUAUGGGUCACCAGGUGAUGUCACACAGUUCUUCGCUGCUGCAGGGUUUCCUAUGGCACAACAUUACAAUCCUGCUGAUUUUAUUUUGGAGAAGAUUAAAGAGAGCAAAGAAACACAGGAGAAAAUCAUCAAGGCUUCCUAUGAAACAAGAAAAGUUGGUUUGACUAGCAGGUCCUAUGAAGAUGACCUAAAUAUUGAUAAUGACCUUGAUAUCGAAGGUAAAACAAAGGUCAGAAUGUGGAACAAGUUACCAUGGAAACAGAUAAGGAAAAAGAAAAUAAAUAAAAAAAAUGACACAGAUGUUGUUCAUGUAAGCCUGAUGGAUCUGGACAAGGAUGAGCUAUCUCCUGUACCAGACCAGAACUGGCCAACUGGAUUCCUGACACAGUACAAGUACCUGACAGUACGGGCAUUUAGACAAGCCAAAACGAGACUGGUUGACAAGUUCAAGAUCUUUGAGACUGUGUUUCUGUGUGUGUUGCUCAGUCUGAUCUGGUUCCAGUUACCUAGGUCAGAAGACACUCUCAGGGAUAGAAUGGGUUUGAUUUUCUACAUAUCAAUGCAUUGGGGCUUCACACCUUUGUUUGAUGCUGUUACAACAUUUCCUAUGGAGAAGGUUGUAAUAUACAAGGAGCGAGCCUCGGGCUGGUAUCGCUUGUCCGCAUACUAUCUUGCCAAGAUGACGAGCGAGCUUCCGGUCAUUCUCAUCCAGCCAUUGUUAUUCCUCACUGUGGUUUACUGGGUAACUGGUCUCAAUAAUGUCUCUUCAUUCUUUGCUACAAUUGGAACAAUAUUUGUACAUUCUAUAGCAGGUCAGAGUAUAGGCCUGUGUAUUGGUAUAUUUGCAAUGGAUAUGAGACGUGGGAUUUCCUGGGCAACAGUAGCCAUCAUGUUCAUAAUGCUUAGUGGUGGAUUUUACACUAGAAACUUGCCAUUUUGGUUGGACUGGGCUAAGUAUCUUGCAUUCCUACAUUAUACGUUCAGUUGUUUGAUGUUCCUUGAAUUUCAUGACGGUGAAGAUGUUAUAUGUGCAAAAAUUACCAGUUCUUCACGGUCCAAUUUUCCGUCUUGCUUGUCAGACUUGCCUAGAAACAUUACUCUGUCACCUAGCAACAACACAGCUUCAUUACCAACAAUCCCUUCACAGGAAGUACUAUUGUAUUAUGGGAUAGAUCAACCAUUUUGGCAUUACUUUUUGCCCUUGUUUGCAUUUCUCAUUGUGUUCAGAAUACUAGGAUAUGUACUCCUUAGAUUUUAUCAGAAACCACAUUAGGUACUGGAAGGUAAUAUUAAUGUCCAAAGCCGUUUAUUUUUAUGCCCCCGAAGGGAGGCAUAUAGUUUUGAACCGUCUGUCUGUCUGUCGGUCUGUCCGCAAUUUUCGUGUCCGGUCCAUAUCUUUGUAAUCGAUGGAUGGAUUUUCAAAUAACUUGGCAUGAAUGUGUACCACAGUAGGACGACAUGUCGCGCACAAGACCCAGGUCCGUAGCUAAAAGGUCAAGGUCACACUUAGACAUUAAAGGAUAGUGCAUUGAUGGGCGUGUCCGGUCCAUAUCUUUGUCAUCGAUGGAUGGAUUUUCAAAUAACUUUGCAUAAAUGUGUACCACAGUAAGACGACGUGUCGCGCAAGACCCAGGUUUGUAGCUCAAAGGUCAAGGUCACACUUAGACGUUAAAAGAUAGUGCAUUGAUGGGCGUGUCCGGUCCAUAUCUUUGUCAUCCAUGGAUGGAUUUUCUAAUAACUUGGCAUGAAUAUGUACCACAGUAAGACGACGUGUCGCACACAAGACCCAGGUCCGUAGCUCAAAGGUCAAGGUCACACUUAGAUGUUAAAGGUCAUUCUUCAUGAUAGUGCAUUGAUGGGCGUGUCCGGUCCAUAUCUUUGUCAUUCAUGCAUGGAUUUUAAAAUUACUACGCAUGAAUGUGUGACAGAGUAAGACGACGUGUCGCGCGCAAGACCCAGUUCUGUAGGUCAAAGGUCCUAAACUCUAACAUCGGCUAUAACUAUAUAUUCAUUCAAAGUGCCAUCGGGGGCAUGUGUCAUCCUAUGGAGACAGCUCUUGUUUGUUUAGCUCACAUGUCACAAAGUGACAGUGUGAGCUUUUGUGAUCGUGCAGCGUCCGUCGUCCGUCCGUGCGUCCGUCCGUGCGUCCGUGCGUAAACUUUUGCUUGUGACCUCUCUAGAGGUCACAUUUUUCAUGGGAUCUUUAUGAAAGUUGGUCAGAAUGUUCUUCUUGAUGAUAUCUAGGUCAAGUUCGAAACUGGGUCACGUGCGGUCAAAAACUAGGUCAGUAGGUCUAAAAAUAGAAAAACCUUGUGACCUCUCUAGAGGCCAUAUUUUUCACAUGAUCUUCAUGAAAAUUGGUCAGAAUGUUCAUCUUGAUGAUAUCUAGGUCAAGUUCCAAACUGGGUCACGUGCCUCCAAAAACUAGGUCAGUAGGUCAAAUAAUAGAAAAACCUUGUGACCUCUCUAGAGGCCAUAAUUUUCAUGGGAUCUGUAUGAAAGUUGGUCUGAAUAUUCGUCUUGAUGAUAUCUAGGUCAAGUUCGAAACUGGGUCAGCUGCGGGCAAAAACUAGGUCAUUUGGUCUAAAAAUAGAAAAACCUUGUGACCUCUGUAGAGGUCAUACUUUUGAAUGGAUCUUCAUGAAAAUUGGUCAGAAUGUUCACCUUGAUGAUAUCUAGGUCAAGUUUGAAACUGGGUCACGUGCCAUCAAUAACUAGGUCAGUAGGUCAAAUAAUAAAAAAACCUUGUGACCUCUCUAGAAGCCAUAUUUUUCAUGGGAUCUUUAUGAAAGUUGGUCAGAAUGUUCAUCUGGAUGAUAAAUAGGUCAGAUUUGAAACUGGGUCACGUGCGGUCAAAAACUAGGUCAGUAGGUCUAAAAAUAGAAAAACCUUGUGACCUCUCUAGAGGCCAUAUUUUUCACAUGAUCUUCAUGAAAAUUGGUCAGAAUGUUCAUCUUGAUGAUAUCUAGGUCAAGUUCGAAACUGGGUCACGUGCCUUCAAAAACUAGGUCAGUAGGUCAAAUAAUAGAAAAACCUUGUGACCUCUCUAGAGGCCAUACUUUUGAAUGGAUCUUCAUGAAAAUUGGUCAGAAUGUUCAUCUUGAUGAUGUCUAGGUCAGGUUCGAAACUGGGUCACGUACCAUCAAUAACUAGGUCAGUAGGUCAAAUAAUGAAAAAACAUUGUGACCUCUCUAGAGGCCAUAUUUUUCAUGGGAUCUGUAUGAAAGUUGGUCUGAAUGUUCAUCUUGAUGAUAUCUAGAUCAAUUUCGAAACUGGGUCAGCUGCGGUCAAAAACUAGGUCAUUAGGUCUAAAAAUAGAAAAGCUUGUGACCUCUCUAGAGGCCAUACUUUUGAGUGGAUCUUCAUGAAAAUUGGUCAGAAUGUUCAUCUUGAUGAUAUCUAGGUCAAGUUUGAAACUGGGUCACGUGCCAUCAAUAACUAGGUCAGUAGGUCAAAUAAUGAAAAAACCUUGUGACCUCUCUAGAGGCCAUAUUUUUCAUGGGAUCUGUAUGAAAGUUGGUCUGAAUGUUCAUAUUGAUGAUAUCUAGGUCAGAUUCAAAACUGGGUCACAUGAGCUCAAAAACUAGGUCACUAUGUCAAAUAAUAGAAAAAAAACGACGUCAUACUCAGUUCAAAACUGGGUCAUGUUGGGACAGGUGAGCGAUUCAGGACCAUCAUGGUCCUCUUGUAUUUCUAUAUUUCUAAAGAGUCAUAAAAAAAAUGUUUCUCCUGCUCAUAGAAUUUGUGUUUGGAAGGAAGAUGAUUUUAAUAUGCCCUUUCGAAGAACAUGUCAGUCAUGCCUUGUGAGAAACAUUGAAUUCAUCCUUGGUAGCAUGAUUAACCUUAUGAAGUAGAUGGCCCCUAUUGUUUCGGGGGUCAAUAGCUCAAAGAUCAAGGUCACUGGGGCUUGAACCUUGAAAACGGUUCCAACUAAAUAACUUGAGAACCACUUGACCCAGAACCUUCAAACUUGAUAGCAAGAUUGAGCUUUUGAAGUUGAUGAUCCCUAUUGUGUUAUGAGUUCAAUACGUCAACGGUCAAGGUCACAGGGGCCUGAACCUUGUUAAUGGUUUCAGCUCAGUAACUUGAGUACCACUUGAUCCAGAACCUUCAAAUUUGAUAGCAUGAUUGGGCUUAUAAAGUAGAUGACCCCUGUAAUCAUUUUGUCAAUAGGUCAAAGAUUAGGGUCACACGGACCUAAAUAUUGAAAAAUAUUUCUGAAUGGUAACUUGAGAACCACUUGACCCAGAACCUUCGAACUUGAUAGCAUGAUUGGGCUUGUGAAUUUGAAGUAAAGAAGCAGGGACGUGUUGCUUUGCACAUGUCAGUUAGUUGCUAUUGUCAUGUUCGGGCUGAUUCAACUGCAGUAACCACUUGCCAGCCUGUAGGUGCACUUGCAUAUUUUCCAAACAUCUUUUGUAAGAUCAGUGGAUCAAGGUCAAGGUCACCUUGAACAUCAGAAUGGUUUCUAGUUAAUUGCUUGUUAUUUCUUUGUCACCCCCAUUACUGACUGACCAUGAAGUGGGGCAUGCAUGUUCUAAGAAUAUCCCUCUUUAUGGUUUAAUGCCAGAAUAAGGUGUGAAAACUGCUAUUUAACUAUAAAGAGGUAGUAAAAUAAAGUCAUUAGUGGCAGGUUUGAGGUAUAUAAUUUUAGUUGAGAAUACUCUCAAAGGUGAAAAAAGUAAAAAGUUUUGUUUUAAAGAUUAUUCACUUAAUGAUUGAGGUAUAAAGUAUACAGACAACAUUACAAUUAGUAAUGAACAGUGAUAAUGAUUGUUUGCACCCUUGAUUACAAACAAGUACAAAUAUGUAACUAGUUUUGUUAUAUGAGUAAUUCCUGUUGCAAAUACAAUCAUUUUGCUUUCUGUUGUUGUAAUUACUACAUAAGUAAUUUCAUAUGAAAAUAUAAUAUGUAAAACUAAUGCUCAAGGUUGUGUAGGAGUUCAUUUCUGUUUUUAAGGAUACAAGACAUGUCCCUUUUUAACAUAGAAACCUUAUGAAUGUUUUGUAUGUAAGCAUGUUUCUCAGAACUUAAAUUUUUUUUUCAAAUUCUGUUGACAUCUUUCGCAUCAUGAGGUCACCUCCUGUGCCAGGGUUUAUAACUCGGGCAUACAUUUUGUAAAAAAUAUGCCACUUUUUCAACUUAGAAAUUUUGGUGAGAGUUUUGCAGGUUUUUUAUGAACAAUUUUACUGAAAGCUACAAGUUCUUCAUAAGUUUUUUACAACAUGAUGUGACCUUUCUGAGCCAGGUUACAUAUCUACAACAUACAGUUUACAAAAUCAUACACCAUUUUUAGCUCGCCUGUCACAAAGUGACAGGGUGAGCUAUUGUGACCGCUUGAUGUCCGUCGUCCGUCAACAAUUUCUAAAAAAAUCUUCUUGAAAACCACUGGGCAGAAUUACACCAAACUUCACAGGAAUGAUCCUUGGAUGGCCCCCUUUCAAAAUUAUUCAAAGAAUUGAAUUCCAUGCAGAACUCUGGUUGCCAUGGCAACUUAAAGGAAAAACUUAAAAAAUCUGCUUGUCCCAAACCACAGGGCCUAGGGCUUUGAUAUCUGGUGUGUAGCAUCAUCUAGUGGUCCUCUACCAAAAUUGUUCAAAUUAUCCCCCUAGGGUCAAAUAUGGCCCCGCCCCGGGGGUCACAUGGUUUAUAUGGACUUAUAUAGGGAAAACUUUGAAAAUCUUCUUGUACAAAACCACAUGGCCUAGGGCUUUGAUAUUUGGUAUGUAGCAUCAUCUAGAGGUCCUCUACCAAGAUUAUUUCAAAUUAUCCCUCUAGGGUCAAAUAUGGCCCCGUCCUGGGGGUCCCAAGUUUAACAUAGACUUAUGUAGGACUAAAAGUUUAAAAAUCUUCUUGUCUGAAACCACAACACUUAGACCUUUGAUAUUUUGUUUGUAGCAUUGUCUUAUGGUCCUCAACCAAAAUUGUUCAAAUUGUACCCCUUGGGUGAAAUGAGGCCCUGCCCUGGGGGUCCCAAGUUGUAUAUAGACUUAUUUAGGAAAAAUCUUCUUGUCUGAAACCAUAUGACCUAGGCUUUUGAUAUUUGGUAUGAUGCAUUGUCUAGUAGUCCUCUAUCAAAAUUAUUCAAAUUAUGCCCCUGGGGUUAAAAGAGGCCCCGCCCUGGGGUCACUUAGUUAUUAUGUGAGAUAUAUAGGAAAAAAUACUAAAAAUCAUCUGAUCCUAUUUCCAAGACUGUUUAAUUAUAAGUACCUGAUAACCCCAAGUAAUAUGUUGUCACUUGACUGUGACCUUGACCUACUGACCUACUUUCUUGUUUUUUUAAGAUACAGCCUUGAAAUUUUGAUGACAUAAACAGUUUUGCACACCAAGCGUAAAACUGAAUUUCAUUGACCAUGAAUGUGACAUACUGCUUUUCUUAAUAUUUUAUCAUCAGUUUGACAUUUGAAACAUGUAGCUCAUAUUACUCAGGUGAGCGAUCCAGGGUCAUAAUGACCCUCUUGUUAUUUUCUGUAAAGCUUUUGAGUGAGCCGUUAUAACAUAAUGUUUUGGUUAUGAUAUUGUUGUAUAUGUAUCAGUUCUAGAUGUUCUACUUUAGUAUGGAUUUUACUUGUACUUACUUGUUUUUUUUGCUUGCAUUUUCUUGUUGUUUUUUUUGCUUGUAUUUACUUGUUUCUCACUUGUAUUUCCUAUUUUUGCUUGCAUUUACUUGCUUUUCAUACGCCCGUCUCUGAAAGAGCGGGUUGUAUUAUGUGAACCCUUGGUGGGCGGCAGGCGGGCAGGCGGCGUCCAAAAGCAUCUCUGCUCUCUAACAGUUUUUAUCUGAUCUUCACCAAAUGUGUUGACAAUGUUUGUGGGCAUAAUAUCUCGGUAAAGUUAGAUAACCAGCAAAAUCGCCUCAGGCAGUCCUGGAUUAUGGCCCUUGAAUUACUCGAAAAACUGCGAAUUUAGCCUUGUCUGCUUUCUAAGCCGAACAGUUUUCAUCCAUUGUUCACCAAACCUGCCGACAAUGUUUGUGGGCAUAAUACUGUGAAAUAAUUUUUAUUCGCGUAGCACAAAUUUUUGCGUAUUUCGCGCUAGGACCGAUGCGCGAAUUCAAGACCGCGCUAUUAUUUUUUAAAAUUUAUUUUUUCAUUUAUAAAUUGAAAAUGCGCGAAUUAAAGCCCGCGUGAAACAGUCCUUUUUCAUGUUUGCGCGAAAUUUCAUGCCAGCAAAUUCAAAUGAUUUCACAGUAUCUUGGCCAAGUUCGUUAAUCAGCCAAAUCACCCCAGGCACUCUUGGAUUAUGGUCCUUGAAUUAGGCCAAGUUCGAUGAUGGGCGUAUUUUGUGACAGUCUGGCGCUCUUGUUUUAAUUGUUUUUACCGGUCUGUCGCUCUUGUUUUAAUUGUAUUUACUGAUACUUGUUGUUUUUAACUUGUAUUUACUUGUUUUUAAGGAAUACUCCAGUAUUUAAGAUUUUGUUGUAUUUGUACUCAAGAUUUUUAAAUAUUUUUCUGUUGUUUUACUCUUGUUACUGGUAUGAUGUUUUGAAUCUACCUCAAAUUUGAUACGGGUAAUAUACAUUUAAUACUGAUGCAAUGUUGUAAGGAUACUCAGGUGUUGUUGUACAAAGGUGAUAGAUUGUUUUUACCUAUGACCAAAGUACUUUGAUGGCUGUUUAGGGUUUCAUAUACUACUAUCAGUAUGGGGGUUACACUUUUGAAUUACAAUGUGGACAACCACUGCACUAGAAUUUGUGUGUGGAAUAGUUGAAAAAAUUUGUAUGAAAAUCAACAGCCGAACACCUACACUAAUUAUUUUGAUAUCUUAUAUAUAUUGUACAUACCAAAGACAUUUUAUGCUCAAUUAUGCCAGCUGUUUGAUCUUGAAAAAUAAUUCCGACAUCCACAUCCCAUAGAUACAACAAUUAUAACCUAUACACGUUUUGAAACUACUUUCACAGACAUAAUCCUGAUCAAAAAAAGGUUAUAUGUUUGACCCUUUUCAUUGUACACUUUUUUUCUAAUGAAACAAGGAUGUACUUUCAGGCUUACAACACACUUUUAUAUGCUGCAUUGUGUACACAAAAUGAGUAUAUUCAGCUAGAAACUACUUAGGAAACAAAACUGGGAACCUUUGUAAACAGAUUUUUUUUCAGUUUUCUAUUUUGAACCUCCAUAUUUUCUUUUUAGGAUGUCCAGAUGCUAAGCUUUAAGGGAAAAUAUAAUGCAUGUAAUAUGACUUAUGAUGAAUUUUAACAAGAUGAAAUAAAAUGUAUAGGUAUGUGUAACAAAAUUUGAGACCAGUCCCAGAUAUCAACAUUGCUAUUGGCCAAUUUCAAGAUGUUUGCCAGAAAUAGCCAAUCAGAUGCAAGAGUUUUGAGACUGGUCUUCAAACUCAGUAUUUCGCACACUAGAAGCAAUUGUUCAGGAUGAGCUUAUAGUUUAGGUGGAUGGUUUUGAUGUUCAUUGUCCAUCUUCUAUCAUCCACCAUCAACAUCUUUGCUUAAACACCUCUGAAACUUCAGAUAAGAAUUAUGUCCAACUUGGUCUGUAGUGUCCUGGCAUGGACUUCUCAAUGUUAAGCUUGACUACAUUAAGGAGUUACGAUGCUUAAAAUUGGAAAAAUAAUGACUGUUUCUCAUGAAUUGCUGAAGGAUAUUUACCAAACAUGGUCUUUAGCUACCUUGUAUUAACUUUUCUCAGAUUUACUUGUAUAGUUCAAUUUAAAUGCAGUAAGUGGCCACCAGAACUGAAAAAGGAAAGCAAGGUCAAUGAGAGGCGAACAACUUAGGUCUUUCAUUUCUGUCUUGUAUUGUAUUUUACUCAUGAUUGUAACAACUGGUAUUGUGUUCUGUAUCUACAGUCAGUUCGAAUUGGGUAGUACCCAAAAUGAAACUGCUAACAUAUUUGUAUGAGUUUAAACUGUUGUGCUAUAUUCAGGAUACUGGUGUGAUUGUUUGCCUUUUACCAUUAUCUUGUUAUUAUAUACGAAAGAUACUACUGUUUGAUCCUACAAUUCUGUAACACUUUUUUCUCCUGUGGUCAUUGGAAAUUGCAAAAAUCCAUCUUUUCAAAAUGUUCCAAAAUGCUGACAUGAUUUAUGUUGCAUUUAUGCUAAUAAAGAUGUCCAUAAAGUUUUGUAAGAAAUCUAGUCAAAGUUGCUAUUGAAAUGUUAGGUUUCCAAAAUGGCUGAAAUUUACCAUGCAAACAUAUUUAAUGAGAAGUGAUUUCUUAGAUUUAUUUAAGACUAUUUAAGAUUAAGUUCCCAUUACCAUCCUUUCAGUGUUCAUAAAGACUUUUGUAGUAUCAAUACUUUAAUCAAGUAUUUAAAAUGAAAUGUUUACUGAUAUUGAUAGCCAAUCAGAUGCCAAAAUACUUUUUCAUAAUUUUGUACCCCCCAACAAGUAGGUCCUCUCAAGAAAAGAAAGGAUCUAAACCCUGCUUGAAAUAAAUUUUACAAGCAAUUAGUAGUGAAAUGAAAUGAUUUUCAGCAGGCCAUAGAAAUUGUUUACUUGCCUAAAGUUUGAAAUGGUAUUUUGCAGCAGUGUUCAAGCUUGAAUGUAAUCAAACUUCUAACUUAAUGUCUAUCUCUGAUUCAGUCAUGAACAAGUUAAUUUGAUUGGUCUUAAUAAAUAAUUAUGUCCAAGUUUCCGACCAAUAAAAUUGAAUGUGUUACCAAGAUUUUUUAAAGUGUUUCACCCCUGGAACCUGAUUCUAUGGUUACAAAACUUGAGUUUGUAGACCAGUCUCUGAUUCGUUGUUUCGGAGUUUGAAAUUAAAAUUGACCAAUGGUAAGGUUGCAUUAUGAGACUGGUCUCUGAGCUAGGUUUUAUAACCAUGCAAUUUCUUAUUUUGUACGAGAUUGAUAUAUGAAAGCAUAUCAUUUUAUAUACUCAGAUUGUUUAUGUAUAACAACUAUAUUGCUGAUAAUUUCUUUUAUUUUCACAUUUAUUGUACUCAAAUGAAAGUGUCCUUUAAUAAAUUGUUUAAAAAAUGUGAAGAAUGGUAAUGAUUCUUUUAUGUUGUAUACCCCACCAGGUUGGCAUAGAAGAUA
Messenger RNA from Mercenaria mercenaria, 10942 nucleotides. RefSeq lists its product as uncharacterized. NCBI's taxonomy places the organism in Eukaryota, Metazoa, Mollusca, Bivalvia, Venerida, Veneridae. Gene Ontology annotation, cellular component: plasma membrane. Gene Ontology annotation, molecular function: ATP hydrolysis activity; ATP binding; ABC-type transporter activity. The coding region runs from base 284 to 2221 and encodes 645 amino acids. The transcript has 15 exons. The record is from RefSeq and is a predicted model, not a curated record.